CGGAGCGAGCGGGUAGGUGAGCGCGCUAGGCCAGGGGGACCAGGAGCCAUCGGGCUGCGCGACACCCGCACCAUGAGACCCGAGGCGGCCGGAGCCCGGGAGGCGCGGGGACGCCUCUGCCACUGUCCGGGGGAUGAUCCCGGGAGGCCACCGCUGCCACGCGGGCCCGAAAGUUCCAUUCCAGCCCCGUGGAGACCGUGGAUGUCGCCUCCCAGAGAUCCUGAGCUGACCAGAACUGAACGUCCGUGUGAGCCUUGGGGGGACCAACACACUUUGGGAUCAAAGGGAGCCUUUGGAUUCCAGCAUCCUGUCAGACUUUACUUACCCAUUUCAAAGCGCCAAGAAUUCCUGCAGAGUACUGGGGAAAAAGUGCUGGCCAGCUUCCCAGUGCAAGCUACCAUUCAUUUCUACAAGGACGACUCUGAGUCUGGCUCUGAGGAGGAGCAAGAGGAACAGGCCCAGCCCAACUGCCUUCAGUGCCUAGAGGCAGAACACCAGGAAUCCGCUCAGGAGGAAAGGGCAGAGUAAGGCUGGCAAGCCUGGAGGAUGAAGUAGGGGCCUCUGGGAAGAGUCAGCUGCCUGCCAGUGACACUGCAGGGACCAAAGGUGAGAGCUCCAGCCUCUCCCAUGCUGGUCACUGUGUCCUGAGGACAGCCUCACCUGCCUGCCAGGGCUCAGCCUCUUCUCUAGCCUCCUAUGUGGAAAGUUCAGAGGCUGGACUGUACCCAGCACCUGCUCAGGCCAGGAACUGGAUCCACUUUUAGUCUUAUUUUCCUGAUGUGUGUGUCUGACUGUGUGUCUAACUGUGUGUCUGUGUGUGUGUGUGUGUGUGUCUGUCUGUCUGUGUUCACACAUGUGCUCAUGCAUCCCUUUGAGGAAGGAUGCCUUCAGAGCUUACUGCCGCUCUGACAAUUACUCCUCUGUAAGCCUCCCACCCCUCUCUUGCCCAGAGACCCCUUAUCUAGUGAUUCCUCCCUUUGUAAAAAUAAUCAAGAGAUUAACUCCCAUUUUAAGAGUUCAUUGGUGGUUCAGUAG
Molecule: messenger RNA, 1035 nt
Organism: Mastomys coucha (southern multimammate mouse)
Lineage: Eukaryota; Metazoa; Chordata; Mammalia; Rodentia; Muridae
Gene: Ripply3
Product: ripply transcriptional repressor 3
Exons: 4
Coding region: 73-528 (151 amino acids)
Biological process (GO): negative regulation of transcription by RNA polymerase II; embryonic pattern specification
Cellular component (GO): nucleus
Source: RefSeq, a predicted model, not a curated record